AUGCCCCCCUUCACUCUCACUGAAUCCCACGUCCGCUCGCUCCUCGCGCCUGGUGUCGAGAAGCCCGGCGACGUAUCCCUAACGGCUUUCGCUCCCGGUAGUCCCUUCAUGAAGGCUCUCGAUCCCAAUUUACGCUGGGUCAUCACGGACGCCGAGGGAGAAUGCAUCCCGGGCGUAAGAUCAGAGGGAGUCUACAACCUCGCGCAAUGGGAACAGAAGGUCCGCGACCCUCUCCUGGCCUGCCUCGCUGGACCCAUUGGUCUGCGGACAGACAGUGUAUAUAUUGCUGGCAAUGUCGCCAUCGCAGAAACCGCAGGCAGCUGCGCACAGAAGAAUGGUCAGCCCUACAACAACAAAUACGCUUGGUUCCUGUUGUUCUCGCCCGAAGGAAAGAUCGUCGAGAUCCAUGAGUACCUCAACACGGCCUUGCUUGAGCGUGUCCUUGCAGGGAACAAGGCGUAA
Messenger RNA from Schizophyllum commune H4-8, 462 nucleotides. RefSeq lists its product as uncharacterized. The record is from RefSeq and is a predicted model, not a curated record. NCBI's taxonomy places the organism in Eukaryota, Fungi, Basidiomycota, Agaricomycetes, Agaricales, Schizophyllaceae. The coding region runs from base 1 to 462 and encodes 153 amino acids. The transcript is spliced from 4 exons.